Molecule: messenger RNA, 741 nt
Organism: Sinocyclocheilus grahami
Lineage: Eukaryota; Metazoa; Chordata; Actinopteri; Cypriniformes; Cyprinidae
Product: tudor domain-containing protein 5-like
Exons: 5
Biological process (GO): germ cell development
Source: RefSeq, a predicted model, not a curated record
AUGUUUACAUACGUGUCCAUUGUAGAUGAGAGCACCAAAGGCAUCCAAGAGCUGGUGUCCAGGCAACGCGAUUCCAAAACCAAAGCCAACAUUCGGAGGGCAACACCAGGAAACUUCCAUGUCUCUUACCCACGGAACCAGCCUGUUAUUCUCCCUCGACGUGGCCAAUCAAAACCCGCCCUGCCCGCUCAACUGCGCAGCCAACUAAAACAAUUACUAUCUCAUGGCCCGGUCAGAUUAUCAGAGCUGGAGUCCAGUUAUUUGGCACAGUUCGGAAAGCCGCUCAACAUCACGCAAUAUGGCUUCUACUCCAUUUCUGAAAUGCUGGCGGCUGCCAUGGAUUUCAUAAUCAUGCAGCAGAGUCGCACAGGCUCACAACUGCUUCUGAAAAACACCGUAAUGCCACAAAAUCAAAUCAAAAAUCUGAUGACGAGUCUUUCUAAGCCAUUGGCAUCUGUUUUGGGGGCAAAACAGAAGCCUGUCAGUCCUAAAACGACUUCGCCGCCUGAGAGGAACCAGCAAGAUUCGCACUCGCUCCCUGCUGUUCCUAAACCAGAGCCUGUGAAGGCAGAGCACUCUUUUGAAGAAACUAUUUUUAAGCUUGAGGAGGAGCUCAGACAGCAGAUUCUCGAGAAGGGCACCGCUGGCACCGUCAGCCGCGAGUUGAAAGAUAAGCUACGGAAGGUUGUAGCUGAAAACGACAGUGGGAUCUCCAUUCACAAUCUUCCCACAGAAUACAAG